This is a messenger RNA of Lodderomyces orthopsilosis Co 90-125, 2838 nucleotides long. Its product is annotated as m-AAA protease subunit. Gene Ontology annotation, molecular function: zinc ion binding; ATP-dependent peptidase activity; ATP binding. The transcript has a single exon. NCBI's taxonomy places the organism in Eukaryota, Fungi, Ascomycota, Pichiomycetes, Serinales, Debaryomycetaceae. The record is from RefSeq and is a predicted model, not a curated record. Gene Ontology annotation, biological process: mitochondrial protein processing; protein-containing complex assembly. Gene Ontology annotation, cellular component: m-AAA complex; membrane. The coding region runs from base 1 to 2838 and encodes 945 amino acids.
AUGAGUCUUCUUAUAGCACGAAGUAGGAAGAGUGUUACAAACAUUCUAAGACGCAGUAUACCAAGAUCUGUACCUGUGUUGAGAAGAGCUUUUCAUUCGUCCCCGUAUUUUCUACAGAAGAAUAAAGAGUCUGAUGACUACGAGGCUCAAUUAAAGAAAGUGAGACAGAAGUUUGAGAAAAUGUUCAAAAGCCAAGAUCUACCGGCUACGACUCUUCCCGAAAUACAGCUUCCCAUUGAUCCCUUUGAUAUAAGAUACCUCGAUAGAAUGUCAGUUGUUUAUGAAUUUAUGUUGCGAGAAUUUGAGAGAAAAUGUGACGAUUUCGAAAAAUCCGGUGGGAUUAUAAUGUUGGAGGACAACUUAGCCGAAAAAGAGGUAAAGGAUAUCCAGGAUUCAUUUAUUAAACUGCAUCCUAAUUUUCUGCCAUUGACUAAGGAUGAGAUAUUGCAAACGGUUCGUAUCUAUUAUGUUUUGUCAAAUAAUUUGGAGUACUUGGAUCAGUUGAAAUUCAGCAAUAUGGAUGUGCAGAAAUUAUUAACUGCAUUUGACAAAGCAACAACUGAAACUCAAGACUUGAACCCUUCAGAUGUUGCACGUGAAAUGAAUCUCAACAGCAAAUCCGUGCAACUUUGGUUCAAAAUUUUCAACACACUUCUUUCAACACCUUUCGCAGUUGAUGGGAAAAGAACAUUUGCACUUUGCCCCAAUGAGUAUCAAAUCAUCAAUGAUUUUCAAAAGCUUAAACAAGUAUUGAAGCAAAGACAUAACAGUAAUGAUAUAUUCUCUACUUUUUUUAAACAGGCAAAUGAAAACAACAAGAAUCAAAAAAAGGGAAACAAAAAGGAGAAAGGACCAAUUAACAUUGAGGUUGAGUUUACUCCCAAACAAAUUGCUCAAGCAGUUGCUGUAAUACUACUUGUUGUAUUUUUUGUGUCUUAUACCGGUGGUGACAACGGCAAGGAGAUUACAUUUCAGGACUUUGUUGCCAAUUAUUUGAGUAAAAACAUGGUCUCCAAGGUUGUUGUGGUAAACAAUUCUGUUGCAUAUUUGGAAUUGAAUGAAAACGGCUUACGUCAAAAUCACACUGACAAGUUGCACUUCAGCAUAGGUUCGGUGGAAACCUUCGAACGCAAUUUGAGGGAAGCACAAGACAAGUACAAUAUUCUUCCACAAAUGAGAGUUCCUGUUGUAUACACAACUAAAGGGAACACUACCAAGUUUUUGAUUAAUUUUUUGCCAACUGUCUUAUUUUUGGGUGCAAUUUAUUGGAUGACAAAAAAGGCUGCUUCAUCAAUGGGUGGAAUGGGACCUAUGGGUUUUGGAAAAUCCACUGCAAAGAAGUUUAACCAAGAAACGGAUGUCAAAACCAAGUUCAAGGAUGUUGCAGGUAUGGCGGAGGCAAAACAAGAAGUCACCGAGUUUGUGAGCUUUUUGCAAAAUCCCGAAAAAUAUGAAAAACUUGGUGCAAAAAUCCCUCGCGGUGCUAUUCUUUCAGGUCCUCCGGGAACAGGUAAAACAUUACUCGCUAAAGCCACAGCUGGUGAAGCUGGUGUUCCGUUUUAUUCUGUUUCUGGUUCGGAAUUUGUUGAAAUGUUUGUUGGUGUAGGUGCCUCACGUGUACGUGAUUUGUUCAAAACUGCAAGAGAAAAUGCUCCAUCGAUUGUGUUUGUUGAUGAAAUUGAUGCAAUUGGUAAGCAAAGAUCAAAGGGAAAUGCAACAGGCGCCAACGAUGAGAGAGAAACUACAUUGAAUCAAUUAUUGGUUGAAAUGGACGGAUUUGACAGUACUGACCAUGUUGUUGUAUUGGCCGGUACAAAUAGACCUGAUAUCUUAGAUAGGGCGUUAUUGAGACCUGGAAGAUUCGAUAGACAUAUUCAUAUUGAUAAUCCAGAAUUGCAAGGAAGAAAAGAAAUCUUUGAUGUUCAUUUGAGAAAGAUCACUUUGGAAAAAGACGUUGAUCGUGAUUUAUCAGGUAGGUUAGCAGCUUUGACGCCUGGAUUUUCCGGUGCUGACAUUGCCAAUGUUUGUAAUGAAGCUGCUUUGAUUGCUGCUAGAUACAAUGCUAGUGCAGUUACUUUAAGACACUUUGAAUUGGCUAUCGAAAGAGUCAUUGGUGGAGUUGAAAAGAAAUCAAAGUUGUUGAACCCAGAGGAACAAAGAAUUGUUGCAUUUCACGAAGCAGGGCAUGCCAUUUGUGGAUGGUUUUUGAAGCAUGCACAUCCAUUGUUGAAAGUAUCAAUCAUUCCUAGAGGAAAAGGUACUUUGGGUUAUGCUCAAUAUUUACCCCCCGAUCAAUACUUGAUGUCAACCGUACAAUUAUACGACAGGAUGAUUAUGACCCUUGGUGGUAGAGUUUCAGAAGAGUUGCAUUUUGCAUCAGUGACUGGAGGUGCUCAUGAUGAUUUUAAAAAGGUUACCAAUAUUGCCCAGUCAAUGGUGUUACGAUUUGGAAUGUCUCCAAAAAUAGGUAUGGUUAAUUAUUAUGACACUAGGUCGCAAGACGAUUUGACCAAGCCUUUUAGUGAAGAGACCAGUAGAGAAAUUGACGCCGAGGUUAAAAGGAUUGUACAAGAAUGUCAUGAUAAAUGUAAGCAGUUGUUGACGGAAAAGGCAAAUGAAGUGAAGUUGGUGGCUGAAGAAUUGUUGAAGAAAGAGUUCAUCACUAGAGAGGAUAUGAUUAGAUUAUUGGGUAAAAGGCCAUUCCCUGAGACUAAUGACGCCUUUGACAAGUAUCUUGAUGGGAAAGAUGCAUUUAAGAAUGUAAAACCGGAGAAUGAAAAGAAGGACAAUGAGAAGGAAAAAGAAGAGAGAAAGGAGGAUGAUGGAGAAAAGAACUAA